Molecule: messenger RNA, 2032 nt
Organism: Macadamia integrifolia
Lineage: Eukaryota; Viridiplantae; Streptophyta; Magnoliopsida; Proteales; Proteaceae
Product: pentatricopeptide repeat-containing protein At2g44880-like
Exons: 1
Coding region: 383-1588 (401 amino acids)
Biological process (GO): RNA modification
Molecular function (GO): protein binding; RNA binding
Source: RefSeq, a predicted model, not a curated record
CUGAACAAGGAGUUUUAACCACCAAACUUGCUGCUAAAUUUAUUCAUUUGCAUAAUGCUAUUAAUUUUGUUUGGAUUUUAAAUAGGUGUGCCAAAAUCAUCUUCUUCCUCCAAAUGGUGGCAUUUCUUUUGGUAAGUUAAAAAUCCAUCCAAAAUUUAAGUUGUUCUUCUGGAGGCUCUAACAUAAUGGCCUUCCCGCGAGGGACAUUCUUGGAAAAUGGAUAAAUAUUGAUUCCUCUUGUGGUUUUUGUAAUUCGCAUAGAAAAUCUAUUUGGCAUGUGAUCCCCUCCUGUGGUUUUUGUCAAUAGUCAUCCCCAACUGGUCCUGCCACUGAUUAAUACACUUUCACCUCUAUUCUCAAGGCCUGCGCUGGCUUUGUGGCUAUGCUUGAUGGCUGUAAAGUUCAUGCUGUGAUCAUCAAGACUGGAUUCAGCUUCAAUAUAUUCAUUCAAAACUCUCUGAUUGAUAUGUAUUUUAAAUUCGACAAUCUAGACAUCGCUCAACUGUUGUUUGAUGAAAUGCUGGUCAGAGACGUGGUUUCUUGGAACACUUUAGUCGCUGGGUACUCUUUAUGUGGCAAUGUUGAGUUGGCGAAAAGGGUGUUUGAUAAAAUGCCCAUAAAGAAUUUGGUUUCUUGGUCGGCUAUGAUCGCUGGUUAUUCCCAAUCAGGUGACCUUGAAGCUGCUCACCAGCUAUUUGAUGUCAUGCCCGAAAGAAAUAUGGUUUCUUGGAAUGCUAUGAUUGCUGGAUAUGCACAAAAUGAGAAGUACGCUAAUGCUAUCAACAUCUUCCAUGAGAUGCAAAAGACUAAUAGUGUAAGGCCCAACAAUGUGACUCUUAUAAGUGUGUUGUCAGCUUGUGCGCACCUAAGUGCAUUUGAUUUGGAGAAGUGGACUGAUCAUUUCAUUAGUCGGAGUGGGAUGGAAUUGAGUCUCUUCUUGGGAAAUGCACUAGUGGACAUAUAUGCGAAGUGUGGAUUCGUAGCUGAGGCUAGGCGAAUAUUUGAUAAGAUGCAAGAGAGAGAUGUAAUCUCCUGGAGUAUAAUUAUUUCUGGGUUGGCUAUGCAUGGGCAUGCAGAGGAAGCAAUUGAUUACUUCUUUGAAAUGCUUGAAUGUGGCAUAAAGCUGAAUGAGGUCACUUUCAUGGGCUUAUUAUCAGCAUGUACGCAUGCUGGGUUAGUAGAUACGGGAUUAAAGUAUUUCAAUAUGAUGGAUCACAAGUAUGGAAUCACUCCCAAGAUUGAGCAUUAUGGUUGUGUGGUUGAUCUGCUGAGCCGUGUUGAGCACCUUAUUGAAGCAGAGGAUUUGAUCAAUUCAAUGCCCAUUGAACGGGGUGAACGUGUUGUACAGCAUAUCCUUGAGCUAGACUCUGAACACUCUGGCAGUUAUGUUUACCUGGCCAAUGUUUAUGCUUCAGUUGGUCAUCUGGAUGAUGCAGCAAAAUGUAGGCUGAAUAUACGGGAAAAUAGGAUAAUAAAAACUCCUGGUUGCAGUUGGAUUGAAGUUCAUAACACAGUUCAUGAGUUCUUCAUGGGAGACAAGUCACAUCCUCAGGCUGACAAAAUAUAUGCGACAAUCAGUGAUUUCUAAGACAAAUCACAACUAUCAAGAUUCAUGAUUUCUCUCUCAAAUCAUAAUAUAUAUAUUUCCUCUUCCAAUUCAGAUUGAUGUGAACUCAUCAAGCUUACUAAUCCCAUGAGAAAGAAACUGAUAAACUCAUCCUGUCCCAUGGAAAGUAUUCAACUCAUAAUGUUCCCCUUAAAGGAUACUUAAAAAGUCAUCACUCCCCACCCAAGUUACAAUCAAAAGACAAUGACUUGGAUUUGAACCGAUGUUAAAUUUGAGUGAUUAUUAAGUAUGGCUACCUAAAAUUAAUUGGCUGAAUAAUACAAAUAAAUUACAGGAAACUAAUUAUUAAUUUUCUGAUCAGAUCAUCGCGAUCCUACAAUUGCAACCUAAUAAGCACUUUGUGUAAUUGAAGGUUGUGUCAUACUAUAAUUGAUGCAAAACUCAAGCUUUUGUAACUCCUCAAGA